Messenger RNA from Peromyscus californicus insignis, 3442 nucleotides. It is a transcript of the gene Gdf6, whose product is annotated as growth differentiation factor 6. Bases 105 to 1463 code for a protein of 452 amino acids. The transcript is spliced from 2 exons. Gene Ontology annotation, molecular function: growth factor activity; cytokine activity. Lineage: Eukaryota; Metazoa; Chordata; Mammalia; Rodentia; Cricetidae. The record is from RefSeq and is a predicted model, not a curated record. Gene Ontology annotation, biological process: SMAD protein signal transduction; BMP signaling pathway. Gene Ontology annotation, cellular component: extracellular region.
GGAACGCGGCCCCCGCCGCUGUCCAGCUGCUCGGUGCCUUUCGCGCCCAGCGCCGCCGCCGCUGUCGCCGCCGUCUCUCCGGGAAACUCAGCCACUCGCUCGCCAUGGACACUCCUAGGGUCCUGCUCUCGGCGAUCUUCCUCAUCAGCUUCCUCUGGGAUUUGCCGGGUUUCCAACAGGCUUCCAUCUCCUCGUCCUCCUCCACUGAACUGGACUCCACCAAGGACGCGCGGAGCCGCAAAGAAGGGAAGAUGCCGCGGACGGCACAGGAGAGUGAGGAGGGCCGGACGCCCCAGGAGCACCAGCCGCGGCAGAGCGAACUCCGGCGGCGGCCGCCUGGACAGUCUCAGGGGCAGGAGCCUCCGGGCAGGGGCCCGCGCGUGGUACCCCACGAGUACAUGCUGUCAAUCUACAGGACUUACUCCAUUGCCGAGAAGCUGGGCAUCAAUGCCAGCUUUUUCCAGUCUUCCAAGUCAGCUAAUACGAUCACUAGCUUUGUAGACAGAGGACUGGACGAUCUCUCGCACACUCCUCUCCGGAGACAGAAGUAUUUGUUUGAUGUGUCCACACUCUCAGACAAAGAAGAGCUGGUGGGCGCAGAGCUGAGGCUUUAUCGCCAGGCGUCCCCAGUACCCUGGGGGCCACCGGCCCGACCGCUGCACGUGCAGCUCUUCCCCUGUCUGUCCCCACUGCUGCUGGACGCCAGGACCCUGGAUCUUCAGGGGCCAACCCAGGCCGGCUGGGAAGUCUUCGACGUGUGGCAGGGCCUGCGCCCUCAGCCGUGGAAGCAGCUGUGCUUGGAGUUGCGGGCAGCCUGGGGAGAGCUGGACGCCGGGGACACCGAGGCACGAGCAAGGGGUUCCCAGCAGCCACCGCCCCUGGACCUGCGGAGUCUGGGCUUCGGCCGGAGGGUGAGGCCGCCCCAAGAGCGCGCCCUGCUCGUCGUGUUCACCAGAUCCCAGCGGAAGAACCUGUUCGCGGAGAUGCGCGAGCAGCUGGGCUCUGCGGAGGCUGCGGGAGCCGAGGGGUCAUGGCCAGCGCCGUCGGGCGCCCCAGACGCCGGGCCUUGGCUGCCCUCGCCCGGCCGCCGGCGGCGACGCACCGCCUUCGCCAGCCGCCACGGCAAGCGACACGGCAAGAAGUCCAGGCUGCGCUGCAGCAGAAAGCCCCUGCACGUGAAUUUCAAGGAGUUAGGCUGGGACGACUGGAUUAUCGCUCCCCUAGAGUACGAGGCCUAUCACUGCGAGGGCGUGUGCGACUUCCCGCUGCGUUCGCACCUGGAGCCCACCAACCAUGCCAUCAUCCAGACGCUGAUGAACUCCAUGGACCCGGGCUCCACCCCGCCCAGCUGCUGCGUUCCUACCAAAUUGACUCCCAUCAGCAUCCUGUACAUCGACGCGGGCAAUAAUGUGGUCUACAAGCAGUACGAGGACAUGGUGGUGGAGUCCUGCGGCUGCAGGUAGCGGUGCCGCCCGCUGCCUGGGCCAGGGACCAUGGAGGGAGGCCUGACUGCGGAGAGACGGAGAGGCGGAGCAGGAGCUGGCCUGGAAAAGGCCACAAGUGGGGGAGGGCAUGAAAGUAGGCGCAGUGGGAGAGGAGGCAGCCCAGCCCUCCCAGAAUCUUCCACUCGCCAACCCAGAAGCAGCUAAGGGUUGCCUGGCCACCCUGGAAAGACUAGACAAGGAUUCUUUCUUUUCUUUUCUUUAUUAUUGUGGCUUUGGGUUUUGUGUCUCCUUGGUUUUGAUAGGAGAUGGAAGGAGGAGAGAUGCGUAUCUGUUCACAAGUGUUUCGUGGACUGGGGAGGGGGAAGGAAAACGUGAGAGAAAGAGCCCAUCACUUUUGUUCAGAUCUUAGACUGGUUGGUUCUUCCUAUGUAAGAAAGUAGGGUCUUUGGGCCUUUCCAGUCAAGUCACAGCUGAUGCCCUUGGCUUCUGCACAGGAAGUAUUAGGGGAGUUGGCUAAAAGAAUAAGGGAGUCAGGAGGGGUCUUGCCCUUAGAGAAGCUUGAGGGACGGGAGCCAAGCUGCCCCCUUCUCUCUUUGGUGCAUUCCCAUGAAUUUAUCAGCUCUGUGCUGGCCUCAACCAGCACAGGGAACUGGGAGUUGCCACCACUGUGGACUCAGGUCUCCGGAUGCCUUUACGGUUGCUGGUGGGGAAAGGAGUCGGUAUGGAUGGAAUGACAGGAAUUAGUCCCUGUGGAACCCCGUGAAGGAUAAUGAGAAACCGCAAGGCCUAGCUCUGACCGGGUGACAGGGAGGUGCAGUACCCAAGGCUGCAAGUAGCCCACCCCAAAGAUCUUUGCCAUUCAUGUCUGUUUUUCAUUGAUUUCUUUAAACAGAAUUUGUCAAAAAUUCCAGCACCUCCUUCUAAGGCAAAGAUUUUUUUUUUUUAAUGGCGAGGGAGGGAACUCUAUAAUUAAGGUAAGAAGGAAAGAGGAGGAGGGAAGGACCUAAAAAGUGGAAGCGCUCCUCAGGAGGGGAGAUGAUAGCCCCGCAGGAGGAUGGAGAUAAAGGGCCAGGCCCCAAGCAGGGAAAGGAUGAAAGGGCCAGGAGCCUCUGCCUCUGAAGUUUCUAAAAAAUUAAGACCCCUCCCCUCUUUCUGACAUUCCUGAGAGAUUAACAGCCAGCAAUAGCCCAGGGCUCCCCCUAGAGAAAUGUUUUAGAUUGUAAUUACCAGUUAGGUGGUGUUUUUUUAAACGUAGUAAUGAGAUACUGUGAAGAGUCAAGUGUUACCUUGAGCUUGGGGUGGAAACUGGGGUACAGGCAGCAAGGAAAGAAACCAGAAGGAGCAGGAGAAAGCACACAGGGAAAAAUACCUGUUCCUAGGUGGUCAAGACCUCAUCCUUCCCCCAGUCUGGACCAGGAUUCUUUUCAAACAUUACCCAUGCAGAGGCCCUUUGAGAAGUAGGCUUCCUCAGCCUUGUUGUGGAAUAGUUUAAACCCAGAAAGGUGUGUUAAUGUUUGCAGAAUGUUUUGGGGGGUACCCUGACUGGUUUGUUCUCUCCCUGUCUAAAUCUGUUGCUUGUCUGGUUCAGAGAUCUACAGACUGUCAAGGAAAGGGUGGAAAUGCUAAUGCUUGGUAAUAUAAAAUGGUAAUCGAGAAAAGACAAGACUUGUCCAGGAGAAAUAACUUAAAUGCACAUUUGCUUUGGAUGCACUGUUGUUCUGUUGAGGCUGUAUAUAUUUGUUUAUUUAAGAUGACUGAAAGUGCAAAGAGAAAACAUGCAAUCAUCUUAAUGUACAAAACGUUAUAUGCACUCAAAUGUUAUAAUUUCUAAUAUUUUUAAAGUUUAUAUUUGAGUUGUACAAAGUUAAGCAUUAAUCAGAUAUUUCAUUCUUUCAUAAUAUUAUCGUUUUCUUAAAUAUUAUUACAAAAAUUUAAGUCUGUCUAAUGGGGAGUUUUUUGAAACUGUCUACCUCACUAUAAUACAAAUUUUGACAACA